UGUAGACAACAAUAUCCGAUUUAUUUAAAAGGAGAACCUUCUGCAAUCUUUGUUAAUUCCUUUCCGAAAAACAAUGGUGCAUUGUGUCCUGUUUUUAAAGGAGGUUUCGGAAAUCAUAUUUUCCAAUUUGCUUAUACGUUCGGAAUAGCCAAGUCCAAAAAUAUGAAUAUCCUUGUAAAUGAAAAAGUAAACGUUAGCAUAGUUUUCAAACUGACUGUUGAUGUGAGAAACGAUUCAAGCGAUUGUAACGGUUUUAUGACACGCAUCGAAAAAUUUACAGCUAAAUACGAUGAUAAUCUUUUAAAUUUUAAUCCAGAAAAAAGUUUUAGAGUACAGAAUGCCUUACAAUCAUGGAAAUGUUUACAUAUACGAAGAGGUGAUAUGGUUAAUAUGGGUGACAAUAGUUUUAAUGUUGCAUCAUUGGAAUAUCUCACAAGUGCUGUCAAUUAUUUCAAGGACAGAUAUCAAAAUAUCAUAUUUAUUGUUGCAUCAAAUGGCAUGUCUUGGGCACAAAGAAAUAUGCCUUCAAAUAUAUCUGUAGAAUUUAUACAACACAGUGCUGUUGCCGACAUGGUAACAUUGGCAACUUGCAACCAUACAAUGGCAUAUUUUGGAUGGAUUGGGUUGUAA
This is a messenger RNA of Mytilus californianus (California mussel), 630 nucleotides long. RefSeq lists its product as uncharacterized. Lineage: Eukaryota; Metazoa; Mollusca; Bivalvia; Mytilida; Mytilidae. Gene Ontology annotation, cellular component: membrane. The transcript is spliced from 3 exons. Gene Ontology annotation, biological process: carbohydrate metabolic process. Gene Ontology annotation, molecular function: galactoside 2-alpha-L-fucosyltransferase activity. The record is from RefSeq and is a predicted model, not a curated record. The annotation marks the transcript as partial.